Molecule: messenger RNA, 870 nt
Organism: Penicillium concentricum
Lineage: Eukaryota; Fungi; Ascomycota; Eurotiomycetes; Eurotiales; Aspergillaceae
Exons: 1
Coding region: 1-870 (289 amino acids)
Source: RefSeq, a predicted model, not a curated record
AUGGCGGGAAUCGUCAACGGACCUCUUUCUCUCUUCCGCAAGUCGGACUCUACGAAACCUCUCCAUGCUCGAUGGGGGGAUGUGUCCAUCUCAGUGCCCACAGAUGGCUCAUGGAAUCAAUAUGACAAUCCCCACCGACCAGUCAAAGAGAGAUCAUCAUACGGGCCAGGCUAUGUGCCGGACUGCUCUCCGCAAGACCGGAAUGCCCACCAAGUGAAAGAGGACGACCAAGACGAUGACGACAAAAGCGUCUGCAGCGAAGCUUCAACAAGCUCACGGCGGAGCUCACUAUCUUUCGGGGGCCUCCGACCGGGCCGGCUUUCAGUGCGCCUCGCCUCGCGUCCCAAACAACUGCGGGGCGAAUCACAGAUAGAAAGAGACGCCCAGCGCUCCGAGCAAAAGCGAAAUGAGUUUGCAUAUCGACCAAUUCAACAAGACUACACCUCCGAACUAGUCGAAAAUGCCACUCAGCCCAGCAAUCGCUUCAGGUACAUUCCGACCAACGGCCAGUACCGUGAAAGCUCAGGUGCUGAGACUCCGCGCAGCCAAUCUGUCAGCUCGCCCCGCAGCCCCUGGCGGCGCAGCUCGGUCCCCGAGUCGAGUGAUCGGCGAUCCAGCGGUCGCGAUCGCGAUCGCGAUCACUACACUCCGAACGUCCGAGUGAGCACCUACCACGAGGAUGACCGUCGCAGUAGUCUAUAUUCUACUAGCAUUGGUGAUAGCUCGGACAGCUCUGGUUCGCGACGAAAUUAUGGGCUGCCCCCUAGACGGCGGACGUCACCUUUUGUUGCGGCUGAUCGCAGGGCUUCUGCAAUCUCGAAGCCUCUGACAAUGGCGAUGGUUCCUGAUCCUGAUAAUCUCUAUGAGUAA